CAAUUAGCUGUAAAAGGAAAACAUAAGACGGUUGUCCUGUUCGUAAAUGGAUUAAAAUAUUAGGGUGUCGUAAAAUUCGUUUGAGUAUUGCAAUUUUGUGAUAUCUAGUUUGCAAAAACCAUGAGUGAAUUAAGGCAUAGGCGCGGUGAAGGUGAUGGGAAUGACAAAGUGGAAACCGCCGGUGAAUCGGAUCAUGUAGAUGUGGAUUCAGAAGAAGAAAAGGUAUUAGAGGAGAAGUAUGUGGAUGAACUAGCGAAGACUCUACCUCAGGGUACAGACAAAACACCUGAAAUCUUAGAUUCAGCUCUUUCUGGAUUAUCUUCACGAUGGAGGAACUGGGUGAUCCGUGGCAUCUUCACCUGGUUGAUGAUUGGAGCCUUUUGUUUGCUGAUCUACGGAGGACCACUGGCCCUAAUGAUUACUGUUCUCUGUGUGCAAGUGAAAUGCUUCGAAGAGAUCAUCAACAUUGGCUAUGCUGUGUACCGAGUCCAUGGCCUGCCCUGGUUCCGAUCUCUCUCCUGGUACUUUUUGCUUACAUCCAACUACUUCUUCUAUGGAGAAAACCUCAUUGACUACUUUGGAGUGGUGAUUAAUAGAACUGACUACCUGCACUUCUUGGUGACAUACCACCGGUUCAUCUCGUUCAGCCUGUACUGCGUGGGCUUCGUGUGGUUCGUGCUGUCGCUGGUGAAGCGUUACUAUAUGCGCCAGUUCAGCCUGUUCGCCUGGACACACGUCGCUCUGCUCAUCGUCGUCACACAGAGCUAUCUCAUCAUACAGAACAUCUUUGAGGGCUUAAUCUGGUUCAUUGUGCCGGUCUCGAUGAUAAUCUGUAACGAUGUAAUGGCGUACGUUUUCGGCUUCUUUUUCGGCAAGACGCCGCUCAUCAAGCUCAGCCCCAAGAAGACAUGGGAGGGAUUCAUCGGAGGUGGUUUCUCUACCGUCAUCUUUGGUCUUGUGUUGUCGUACCUGAUGUCUCAAUACCCUUACUUGGUAUGUCCUAUCGAGUACUCGGAGUCUCUGGGCCGCAUGACGAUGGACUGUGAACCCUCCUUGCUGUUCCGUCUGCAGGAGUACACGCCUCCACACUUCCUGCAGCCUCUCAUGAAACUGACUGGCAGAGAAAAGAUCAACAUAUACCCGUUCAUGAUCCACUCCCUGGCGCUCAGCAUCUUCAGCUCCGUCAUCGGACCCUUCGGUGGAUUCUUCGCUUCUGGAUUCAAACGCGCUUUCAAGAUCAAGGACUUUGGCGAUGUGAUUCCUGGACACGGCGGCAUCAUGGACCGCUUCGACUGUCAGUUCCUGAUGGCCACCUUCGUCAACGUCUACAUCACCAGCUUCAUCCGCACCGCCACUCCGCAGAAACUGCUGCAGCAGGUUUAUAAUCUGAAGCCGGAACAACAGCUGCAGUUGUUCUACGCACUCAAGGAGUCCUUGGAGAACCGCAAUAUACUCAAUAUGGUGCCCUAAGCUCGCCGCACACCGCAAACCGCAAACUGCACACCGCAAACCGCAAACUGCACACCGC
Messenger RNA from Papilio machaon (common yellow swallowtail), 1528 nucleotides. RefSeq names its product phosphatidate cytidylyltransferase, photoreceptor-specific (gene Cds). Gene Ontology annotation, cellular component: endoplasmic reticulum membrane. Gene Ontology annotation, molecular function: phosphatidate cytidylyltransferase activity. The transcript is spliced from 10 exons. The record is from RefSeq and is a predicted model, not a curated record. Lineage: Eukaryota; Metazoa; Arthropoda; Insecta; Lepidoptera; Papilionidae. The coding region runs from base 121 to 1470 and encodes 449 amino acids.